AAGCUUGGGAUUACAUCGCUCUCCUUCCCAGCAUCACUUUGCCUGGAUGAGUAGACCUCCUGCCGGUCAUUAUGGCUUUAGUAGUUCACCUGAAGACGGUCACCGACCUACGGGGAAGAGGGGAUAAGAUCGCCAAAGUGACAUUCAGAGGGCUGUCGUUUUACACUCGCGUGUUAGAAAAUUGCGAGGAUGAGGCCCGGUUUGAUGAGACCUUCCGUUGGCCGAUUGCCAGCAACAUAGAUGGCAACGAAAUGCUGGAAAUCCAAGUGUUUAACUACAGCAAAGUGUUCACUAACCGAUUGAUCGGAACAUUCCGUAUGGUUCUUCAGAAAGUGGUCGAAGAAGCACAACUCGAAGUAACAGACACUCUCAUCGAUGACAAUAAUUCCGCCAUCCGGACCAGCGUUACCGUAGAGCUCCGAUAUCAAACUAUGGAUGGAUCUGUGGGAGCCUGGAAUGACGGGGAAUUCAUGGAUAAUUCCAACAUGACUGCCGCUGAUGGCAAUUACCUCUUUGAAACGGACAGCCUGCUAUCUGCCAAUAGCCAGAACUCAGCUGUGUCCCCGGGAAGGUCCCACCAGAGCCUGAACUUCAGAAGAGUCGGUAAAGGAGUAUUUUCUGCAAUGAAGCUUGGAAAGACACGUCCAUCGAAGGACGAUAAUAAAAGACAAGAUGAACCUGCGGUUCUUGAAACAGAAGACCUGGACAGGAAGGCCAUCCGCCUGGGUGGGGGUCUGGACCCAGACACUAUAUCCCUGGCCUCGGUCACUGCUGUCACAACCAAUGUGUCUAAUAAGAGGUCAAAACCUGAUAUUAAAAUGGAGCCAAGCGCUGGGCGACCGAUGGAUUACCAGGUUAGCAUCACAGUGAUCGAGGCACGGCAGCUUGUAGGAUUAAAUAUGGACCCAGUAGUUUGUGUGGACGUUGGAGAUGAGAAGAAGUACACAUCAAUGAAAGAAUCAACCAACUGCCCUUAUUACAACGAGUACUUUGUGUUUGACUUUCAUGUCCCUCCAGAUGUAAUGUUCGACAAAAUAAUCAAACUGUCCGUCAUUCAUUCUAAGAACCUACUGCGAAGCGGAACGUUGGUCGGAUCCUUUAAACUUGAUGUUGGAACUGUCUACACUCAGCCAGAGCAUCAAUUUUAUCACAAAUGGGCGAUUCUCUCAGACCCAGAUGACAUCACAGCUGGGGUCAAAGGUUAUCUCAAGUGCGACGUUGCGGUAGUUGGAAAGGGGGAUAAUAUAAAGACCCCACAUAAAGCCAAUGAGACAGAUGAGGAUGACAUUGAAGGGAACUUGCUCCUUCCUGAUGGGGUUCCACCUGAACGACAGUGGGCUCGAUUUUAUGUCAAGAUUUUCCGAGCUGAAGGUUUGCCUAGAAUGAACACAAGCAUCAUGGCUAACGUGAAGAAAGCGCUCAUCGGGGAGAACAAGGACCUGGUGGAUCCAUAUGUACAAGUUUACUUUGCAGGCCAAAAGGGUAAGACAUCGGUGCAAAAGAGCAGCUAUGAACCGAUGUGGAAUGAACAGAUUAUCUUCACGGAAAUGUUCCCACCACUAUGCAAGAGGAUGAAAGUACAAAUCCGGGACUCGGACAAAGUGAACGAUGUAGCCAUUGGAACUCAUUUUAUUGAUCUACGUAAAAUCUCUAAUGAAGGAGACAAAGGUUUUCUUCCCACGUUUGGCCCCGCAUGGGUAAAUAUGUAUGGUUCGACUCGUAAUUACACGCUAAUGGAUGAACACCAAGAUUUAAAUGAGGGACUUGGAGAAGGUGUCUCGUUUCGUGCUCGGUUGCUGUUGAGCCUUGCUGUCGAAAUUUUAGACACAACGUCUCCUGAACUGACCAGCUCCACAGAUGUGCAAAUUGAAGGUGCUCCACCAGUGGCUGAUAACUGCACUGGAAAAAUGGAGGAAUUCUUUCUGUUUGGGGCCUUUCUAGAAUCCACCAUGAUCGACCGGAGGAGUGGAGAUAAACCAAUGAACUUUGAAGUUACUAUAGGUAACUAUGGCAAUCAAAUUGAUGGUACAACUAAGCCCAGCACGCGGAAGAAAAAAGAUGGAGGGGAUGGAGUAGAGGAAGAGUCUGAGCUUUUACAGAAUUCAAGCGAAGAUGAGGGAGAUGAUGAUGGAGAGAUGCAAUCAGUCUCUUCAACCCCAGCAAUGAAACCACUUGUAACGGACAGGAACUACUUCCAUUUACCGUACUUUGACAAAAAGCCAUGCAUCUAUAUCAAAAGCUGGUGGCAAGAUCAAAGGAGAAGACUUUACAAUGCUAACAUCAUGGACAAGAUCGCGGACAAAUUGGAGGAAGGUUUAAAUGAUGUCCACGAGAUGAUGAAAACCGAAAAGGCGUAUCCAGAAAGGAGGCUGCGCGGAGUUCUGGAGGAACUCAGCAGCAGCUGUUUCCGGUUUGUCACCCUUGCAAAUAAAGACCUUGGUCAGAAUGGCCGAACUAAACUGGACAGAGAGAGACUGAAGUCUUGCAUGAGAGAACUGGAAAACAUGGGCACUCAAGCCAAGACCUUGAGAUCACAAGUAAAGAAAAACACAGUGAAGGACAAAAUGAAACUGGUCCAGAAUUUCCUACAGAAGUUGCGAUUCCUUGCUGACGAGCCUCAGCACAGCAUCCCCGAUAUCUUCAUAUGGAUGAUGAGUAACAAUAAACGCAUCGCGUACGCUCGCAUUCCAUCCAAAGAUAUCCUCUACUCUAUUGUGGAUGAAGAGACUGGAAAAGACUGUGGAAAAGUCAAGUGUGUCUUCCUCAAGUUACCAGGCAAACGAGGAUUCGGCCCCGCAGGAUGGACAGUGCAAGCCAAAAUGGAAGUCUACCUGUGGCUGGGCCUUAACAAGCAGCGUAAAGACUUCCUGUGCGGCCUCCCAUGCGGGUUCGAGGAAAACAAAGCUGUAAAGGGACCAGGCCUGCAGUCCUUUCCACCAAUAAGCCUCGGCUACACAAAGAAGCAGGUUUUCCAGCUGCGGGCACACAUGUACCAGGCGCGCAGCCUGUUUGCAGCAGACAGCAGUGGUCUAUCCGAUCCCUUUGCUCGUGUCUUCUUCAACACGCAGAGCCAGUGUACAGAGGUGCUGAACGAGACCCUCUGCCCAACCUGGGACCAACUUCUGGUGUUUGACAACAUAGAACUCUAUGGAGAAGCCAAUGAGAUGCGAGAUGACCCUCCAAUCAUUGUCAUUGAAAUCUAUGACCAAGAUACAGUGGGAAAAGCCGAUUUCAUGGGUAGAACCUUUGCCAAGCCAUUAGUGAAGAUGUCCGAUGAGGGAUAUUCUAGUCCGCGCUUCCCACCACAGCUGGAGUAUUACCAGAUAUAUCGGGGGAAUUCCACAGCUGGAGACCUCUUGGCAGCCUUUGAACUCCUACAGAUUGGCUCAGGAGGUAAAUCUGACUUACCACCAAUUGAUGGACCAACGGACCUGGAGAGAGGACCAAUCCUGCCUGUUCCUCUGGGAAUUCGACCUGUGCUGAGCAAGUACAGAGUGGAGAUUCUUUUCUGGGGACUGAGGGAUCUCAAGAGGGUAAAUCUAGCACAGGUGGACAGGCCACGAGUUGAUAUUGAAUGUGCUGGAAAAGGGGUCCAGUCAGCAUUGAUCCAGAAUUACAAGAAGAAUCCAAACUUUAGCACGCUUGUCAAAUGGUUUGAGGUGGACUUACCAGAGAAUGAACUACUCCAUCCACCUCUCAAUAUCCGGGUGGUGGAUUGUAGGGCGUUUGGCAGAUACACAUUGGUGGGAUCGCAUGCCGUAAGCUCACUGCGGAAAUUUAUCUACCGCCCCCCUGAUAAGAAAUCUCAGCAGUGGAACACAGCAGUUAAAUUGAUGAAUGGAUAUUUGGCACUGGCCAAUGGCGGGCCCUACUCUCGCCCCACAGGUGAAAUAGUUGUCAACAUGGAGCCAGAAGUUCCCAUCAAGAAAAUGGAAACUAUGGUGAAACUGGAGGCUAAUUCUGAUGCGGUUGUUAAAGUAGAUGUGAAUGAAGACGAGAAGGAAAAAAAGAAGAAGAAAAAGAAAGGUGAAGAGAUCGAAGAGGAGGAACCGGAUGAGAGCAUGCUUGACUGGUGGUCAAAAUACUUUGCUUCCAUUGAAACUCUGAAAGAGCAAUUGCGCCAACAAGAGGCAGCAGCGGCAGAAGCCGAGGAGAAAGAAGAGAUGGAGAUUGCGGAGGGCUCCAAGGGACAAGUGAAGAACAAGGACAAAAUGAAAGUCCCCAAGGAGGACAAGAAGAAGAAGCUGCUGGCUGAGCAGGCAGAAAAGAAGAACAAGCAGAAAAUCGAUGAAUUAAAGGUGUUCAAUAAGGAACUUGAGAUGGAAUUUGACAACUUUGAAGACUGGUUACAUACGUUUAACUUAUUGCGAGGGAAGACGGGGGACGAUGAUGAUACCAUGAGUGAGGAGGAACGUAUAGUGGGAAGAUUUAAAGGCUCAAUGUGUGUCUAUAAAGUGCCCUUACCUGAUGACAUAACUAAGGAAGCUGGAUACGACCCAAAUUUUGGCAUGUUUCAAGGCAUUCCCAAUAACGACCCAAUUAAUGUCCUCGUUAGGGUGUAUGUAGUACGGGCAACAGACCUUCAUCCUGCCGACAUCAAUGGAAAAGCAGAUCCAUACGUUGUUAUAAAACUGGGAAAAACAGAAAUAAAAGACAAAGAGAACUACAUAUCCAAGCAGCUCAAUCCCGUCUUCGGAAAAUCAUUCGACAUUGAAGCCACAUUUCCCAUGGAAUCAAUGCUGACGGUGGCCGUGUAUGACUGGGACUUGGUGGGAACAGAUGACUUGAUUGGAGAAACCAAGAUAGACCUUGAAAACCGCUAUUACAGCAAGCAUAGGGCGACUUGCGGCAUUGCACAGAGUUAUGCCAUUCAUGGCUAUAACAUGUGGCGGGACCCAGUGAAGCCAACGCAGAUAUUGUCCAAGCUUUGUAAGGAAGGAAAGGUUGAUGGACCUCACUUUGGACCUGGUGGAAGAGUAAAAGUCACAAACCGUGUGUUCACUGGUCCCACAGAAAUUGAAGAUGAAAAUGGUCAGAAGAAACAGACCGAUGAACAUUUGGCUCUCUCCGUUCUCCAGCACUGGGAAGAGAUCCCACGUGUGGGGUGUAGACUGGUUCCAGAACAUGUUGAAACCCGACCGUUACUAAACCCAGAUAAACCUGGCAUUGAGCAGGGUCGCUUAGAGAUGUGGGUGGAUAUGUUCCCCAUGGACAUGCCGGCUCCAGGACCUGCCCUUGAUAUUUCACCGAGGAAGCCAAAAAGAUACGAGCUUAGAGUGAUAAUAUGGAAUACCGAUGAGGUAAUCCUGGAAGAUGAUGAUUACUUCACAGGAGAAAAAUCUAGUGACAUUUUUGUCAGGGGGUGGCUCAAAGGGCAACAAGAGGACAAGCAAGAUACCGAUGUACACUAUCACUCCCUUACUGGGGAGGGAAAUUUCAACUGGAGGUUUCUAUUCCCGUUCGAUUAUCUGGUGGCUGAGGAAAAGAUUGUCAUCUCAAAGAAAGAGUCCAUGUUCUCAUGGGAUGAGACAGAGUAUAAGAUUCCAGCUCGUCUUACGAUGCAAGUCUGGGAUGCCGAUCACUUCUCUGCGGAUGAUUUUCUCGGUGCAAUUGAAUUAGACUUGAAUCGUUUUCCCCGAGGAGCAAAAACAGCAAAACAAUGUUCGAUAGAUAUGGUGGCCCCAGAUGUCGAUUUGCCGAUGGUCUCUAUCUUCAAACAGAAGAGGGUCAAAGGAUGGUGGCCAUUUGUUGCCAGGAACGAGAACGAUGAGCUGGAACUGACUGGCAAAGUCGAGGCAGAGCUCCAUCUCCUGACUGCAGAGGAGGCAGAGAAAUGUCCUGCAGGACUGGGGCGUAAUGAACCCGAUCCACUUGAAAAACCAAAUCGGCCUGACACCUCCUUCAUCUGGUUUCUCAACCCACUUAAAUCCAUCAAGUACCUCAUCUGUAAUCGCUACAAGUGGCUCAUCAUUAAGAUUGUCCUGGCGUUGCUACUAUUGGCUAUGGUGGCGCUCUUCUUGUACAGCAUGCCUGGUUAUAUGGUGAAGAAGUUGCUUGGAGCAUGAGAUGUGAUCAGUGGGACGGACUCUUCCGUGGCCGAAACUUUUAUUUUCUCCAUCUCCAACUGUGGGGUUUUGUGAUGGCUUUCCAUAAACACAUCUGUUUUGCGUGAUUAUUUGGGGGGUGGGGGUU
Molecule: messenger RNA, 6192 nt
Organism: Pelobates fuscus (common spadefoot toad)
Lineage: Eukaryota; Metazoa; Chordata; Amphibia; Anura; Pelobatidae
Gene: OTOF
Product: otoferlin
Exons: 46
Coding region: 72-6065 (1997 amino acids)
Biological process (GO): synaptic vesicle priming; plasma membrane organization
Cellular component (GO): presynaptic active zone membrane; synaptic vesicle membrane
Molecular function (GO): calcium ion binding; AP-2 adaptor complex binding
Source: RefSeq, a predicted model, not a curated record